AUGCCGAGGCCGGGGCCCCCUCCUUCGGCGCUGCUGCUCCCCGGCCUCCUCGGCCUCCUCGGCCUCCUCGGCCUCCUGGUGCUCUGCCCGCGCCCCGCCGCCGCCGCCGGCCACGACCCCCCCCAGCUGCCCAUCCGGCCCGAGAAGGACCCGCUGCCCGCCCGGGGGUCGGCAGGUUGUUCCUUCGGGGGGAAAGUCUAUGCCCUGGAGGAGACGUGGCACCCGGAUCUGGGGGAGCCCUUCGGGGUGAUGCGCUGCGUGCUGUGUGCCUGUGAACUGCCACCGCGGGGUCACCGGGGGAAAGGCCCGGGCCGGGUCAGCUGCAAGAACAUCAAACCCGAGUGUCCGGUCCCGGCCUGCGGUCAGCCCCGUCUGCUGCCCGGGCACUGCUGCCACUCCUGCCCCCAGGAACUGACCACUCCGGAAAGAACCGCGGCCUUGGCCUUCGAAUAUCCCCGGGACCCGGAGCAUCAGAGCUACAGCGCCCGCGGAGACCUUGGGCCCGAGGAGCGAGGUCGGGAGGACGGGCAUACGGACUUUGUGGCCCUGCUGACUGGCCCCGAAUCCGGAGGUGUGGCCCGAGUCCGUGUUUCGCUUCUCCGCACCGGUCUUCGCUUCUCCCUGACCUACCGCCGGCUGGACCGACCCACCCGAGUCCGCUUCACUGACCCCAGUGGCAAUAUCCUCUUUGAACAUCCAGCUCCCCCAGCCCUGGAUGGAAUGGUGUGUGGCGUGUGGCGGGCCCUUCCCCGCCCAUCCCUUCGACUCCUGCGGGCAGAGCAGCUGCAUGUGGCACUGGUGACUCCCAACCACCCGGAGGGUGAGAUCCGAGGGCCCCUCCACCGUCACCGGGGGCUGGCUGCAGAGACCUUUAGUGCCAUCUUGACAUUGGAGGGGCCACCCCGGCCUGGCACGGGGGGCAUUGCCCUGCUCACCCUGAGUGACACAGAGGACUCCCUGCAUUUCCUGUUGCUAUCCCGGGGUUUGCUGGACCGUGAGGAUGCGGGGCCUGUCCAGAUUCCCUUGAAGCUGCAGAUCCUGCAUGAGGGCCAGCUGCUCCGAGAGCUCCGUGCCAAUAUUUCUGCCCAGGAACCUGGCUUUGCUGAGGUGCUGCCCGGCCUGACACCCCAAGAGAUGCAGUUGCUGGCACAAGGGAAGCUGCAGAUCGCCUUGGAGAGGGAGGGUGGCCCAGGGCACCGGAUCAGUGGGCUCAUUAUGGCCAGGCAGAGUUGUGACAUGCUGCAAAGUGUUCUCUGUGGUGCCGAUGCCCUGACACCGACACAGACCGGAGCUGCCGGGUCUGCCAGCCUCAGCCUGCUGGGGAAUGGUUCCCUGCUCUACCAGGUUCAGGUGGUGGGCACGAGCAGUGAGGUGGUGGCUGUGACCCUGGAAACUAAGCCUCGCCGAAAGAACCAGCGCAGCGUCCUGUGCCGGAUAACAGGGACUUCCCGCGGCGGGGCCAGUGUGGCUAAGGGUAUCUGUCCAGGGUUAGGUGCCCGCGGUGCCCACAUGCUGCUUCAGAAUGAGCUGUUCCUGAGUGUGGGGACCAAGGACUUCCCCGAGGGAGAACUCCGUGGGCACGUCACCACUUUGCCCUACACUGGGCACAGUGCUCGCCGGGAUGUGUUGCCGGUGCCCUUGGCGGGAGCCCUGGUGCUGCCUCCAGUGCGCAGUGGGGCAGCAGGGCACGCCUGGCUCUACCUGGAUGGGCACUGCCACCUGCACUAUGAGGUCUUGCUAGCUGGGCUCAGUGGUUCUGAGCAGGGCACCGUGACUGCCCACCUCACCGGCUCCCCUGGACUCUCCGGGCCUCGGCGACUUCUCAAGGGAUUCUACGGUCCUGAGGCCCAGGGAGUGGUCAAGGACCUGGAGCCGGAGUUGCUGCGACACCUGUCCCGAGGGACGGCCUUCCUCUUGGUCAGCACCAAGGGCAGCCCACGCGGGGAGCUGCGGGGACAGGUGCACAUCCCCAACCACUGUGAGGGCGGUGGCCUGAGGCUGACAGCCGCAGUGUCUGGCAUGGUGAGGCCCUUCCAAGUUCCCGUGGCAGAGGGACCCAAGACUGCUGGGCCCGCGGUCCCCAUGGCAACGCCCGAGUCCUCGGCCUCUCUGGCGUCCAGGCCUAAUGGAGGGGGGCGCCUCCGGGACCCCAGCCACUGCUUCUUUGAGGGACAGCAGCAUCCACAUGGUGCCCGUUGGGCCCCCAACUAUGACCCCAUCUGCUCUCUCUGCACUUGCCAGAAACGCACGGUGAUCUGUGAUCCCGUUGUGUGCCCCCUGCUCAACUGCCCACGCCCCGUGCAGCCCCCAGACCAGUGCUGCCCCGUCUGCCCUGAGACACUGGACCUCCAAGUCAGGGAGGGGUUGGAACAGAGCCGGGACCCUGGAGAAGGCUGCUACUUUGAUGGCGACCGGAGCUGGCGAGCCGCGGGCACCCGUUGGCACCCCGUGGUGCCACCUUUCGGCCUCAUUAAGUGUGCUAUCUGCACUUGUAAGGGAGCCACGGGGGAGGUUCAUUGCGAGAAGGUGCAAUGUCCCCGUCUGACCUGCUCUCAGCCCAUUCGUGCCAACCCCACUGACUGCUGCAAACAGUGCCCAGAGGGGUCAGGGCCCCAGGCCCAGCUGGGGGACCCCAUGCAGGCAGAUGGGCCACGGGGCUGCCGCUUUGGGGGGCAGUGGUUUCCGGAAAGCCAGCGCUGGCACCCGUCUGUGCCACCUUUUGGGGAGAUGAGCUGUGUCACCUGCUGGUGCGGGGCUGGAGUGCCGCACUGUCAGAGGGAUGACUGCCUGUCCUCCUCCUCCUCCUCCUCCUCCUCCUGUGGCUCGGCGAAGGAGAAGACGUGCUGCUCCCGAUGUCCCCCACAGACCCCAGCACUAGGAAUGGCACCAGAGUCGGAGCCGGAGAAAGCAGUUGGGAACUCCUAGGAAGCAACCUGGAGACAGGAUGGCCACAGGAGGCCGGCAGCUGGGCUGCUGGGAGGGAGCCGGGCACUCGUUUUCACCAAUGGGAUAACCACUGUCUGCAUAAUGCCCUACCCUGCCGGGCUCUCUGGGACCUCAGACCCUUGGGGUGGGGGGAAGUGCGGCAAAGGGGUACCCUCGCACUCUAGCCCCAAGUGAAAACAGCACCUGGGUAGCCUCUCCCUUUCCCUUUCCCCCAGACCUUCAGCCCUCAGGCUCCCAACCCCACCAAUCCCCUGGAGAUCCCAUCUUCUCCCUCCCUCUCUUGCUCCUUGGCCCCUGUACAUAGUGACACUGGCUUGUUGGGAUUUUUAAUUUAUCGUCACUCAACAUCAAGGGACCAUCUCCCUGUCUCCCUAUGGUCCCCAUGUUGAGCAGAGUCAUUAUUGGAGAUUUCUGUAUUUAUUAAAAACCAAUCUCUUUC
This is a messenger RNA of Tachyglossus aculeatus (Australian echidna), 3385 nucleotides long. It is a transcript of the gene CHRD, whose product is annotated as chordin. Gene Ontology annotation, molecular function: protein binding. The record is from RefSeq and is a predicted model, not a curated record. NCBI's taxonomy places the organism in Eukaryota, Metazoa, Chordata, Mammalia, Monotremata, Tachyglossidae. Gene Ontology annotation, biological process: multicellular organism development.